GAAUCAAGGAAGCACUUGGUAAGAAGAGGGGAAUUACACAAGGAAAGACAAAUACAUUUAUUUUCAGAUAUAUAAUCAACAUUUUAAAUGGUGCCAUGGCUUCCAGAAAGAGUCUCUCUGGAGAAACUGGUGCGAAGACAAAUGAAUGUCUUAUUCAAAGUGAAUCUACGAAACCCCGGGGUGAGACCUUGAAGAGUGUGCAGUCAAUGGAUGAACUAUUCGACUUCAGUUCAGGCGACUCUUCUGCUGAUGUGAGUCUUAUUCAAAGUGAAUCUACGAAACCCCGGGGUGAGACCUUGAAGAGUGUGCAGUCAAUGGAUGUACCAUACGGCUUCAGUUCAGGCGACUCUUCUGCUGAUGUGAGUAUGAAUCAGGAGGAAUCAAAGUCUUCCACAGGAAGGCGGUUGGACUCUUUUAAGCUGAAGAGGUCCACAAGACUGCUAAGCCCAGAUAACCCAGAAUUCUCUGAAAGAAAGGAGGAGGAGGAUGAGGAGGAGGAGGAUGAAGGUCAGAGAUCUGAUAACCCAGAAUUCUCUGAAAGAAAGGAAGUGGAUGAUGAAGAGCAGAGCAGAGUCAGACAGGGGCUUCGGAAGACACUGCAGGUCCCGACGAACUGGAAUCAUACAGACAUCACUAACACACUUCAGACCAAACAUUCCCCUUUCUGUCUGGUACAACACAAAUCUACAGUAAAGGAAAAUUUCCAUAUAAUUAAUAAUGGAAUAUCAAACCAAGGAAACUCAAUACCUCUACAUGAGAUCUACACAGAGCUGUACAUCACAGUGGGAGGGGGAGGAGAGGUCAAUAAUCAACAUGAGGUGAAACUGAUUGAGGCAACAUCAUGGACACCAGUGACACAUGAAACGCCAAUCAAAUGCAAUGACAUCUUUAAAGCCUCACCUGAAAGAGACAAACCCAUCAGAACUGUACUGACUAAAGGAGUUGCUGGAAUUGGAAAAACAGUCUCUGUGCAGAAGUUCAUUCUGGAUUGGGCGGAAGAAAAAGACAAUCAGGAUGUUCAUGUCAUAUUUCCCAUUCCUUUCAGAGAACUCAAUUUAACAAAUAAAAAGAAUAUAAGUCUGAUGAAACUUCUUCAAUACUUUUUUAUGGAUACAAACGAACUGAGAGCAACAGACUUUAAUGACCUCAAAGUCCUGUUCAUAUUUGAUGGACUGGAUGAGUGUCGACUUCCUCUAGAUUUCCAGAACAAUGAUAGCUUGUUUGAUGAAACAGAAUCAGCCUCAGUUGAUGUGCUGCUGACCAACCUCAUCAAGGGCAAUCUGCUUCCUUCUGCUCUCCUCUGGAUCACCUCUCGACCAGCAGCAGCCGGUCAGAUCCCCCCUGAGUGUGUCGACCAGGUCACAGAGGUACGAGGUUUCAAUGACCCUCAGAAGGACGAGUAUUUCAGCAAGAGAAUAGGUGAUCAGAAUCUGGCCAAUAGAAUCAUCACACACAUCAAAUCAUCAAGGAGCCUCCACAUCAUGUGUCACAUCCCAGUGUUCUGCUGGAUCUCAGCCUCUGUUCUAGAGAAGAUGUUGAGUGAAAAAGAGAGUGCAGAGAUCCCAAAGACUCUCACUCAAAUGUUCGCUCACUUCCUGAUCUAUCUGACCAAACUGAAGACCCAGAAGUAUGAUGGGAAAUAUAAAGUAGAUCUUCAGCAGGCCAAGAGGACCAUCUUCUCACUGGGAAAACUAGCUUUUCAACAGUUGCAAAAGGGGAACCUGAUCUUUUAUGAGGAAGAUCUGAAAGAGUUUGGUAUUGAUGUCAGAGAAGCAUCAGUGUACUCAGGAGUCUGUACCCAGAUCUUCAGAGAGGAGUUAGGACUGUACCUGGGGAAGGUGUACAGCUUUGUUCAUCUGAGCGUUCAGGAGUUCAUUGCUGCUUUAUUCACGUUUCUUUCAGAAAAAGAAACAAAAAGUAGCAUGACAGAUUUACUGAAAAGGGAAGUAGACAAGGCUUUACAGAGUGAAAAUGGACACUGGGACCUUUACCUCCGCUUCCUUCUGGGUCUCUCACUGGAAUCCAAUCAGACUAUCUUACGAGACAUCCUGACACAGACAGAAAGCAGAUCUGACAGCAAACAGGAAAUAGUAGAGUACAUUAAGAUGAAGAUCAAGGAUAAUCCCUCCCCCGAGAAGUCCAUCAAUCUGUUCCACUGUUUGAAUGAACUGGAUGAUCAUUCACUAGUUCAGGAAGUUCAAAAUUUUUUGAGCAGGAUGGACGUCAUUCAUUUCCCUAAAAUCAGUCUUUCUCCUGCUCAGUGGUCAGCUCUGGUUUUUGUGUUGCUGAACUCAAAAGAGGAGCUUGAUGAGUUUCAACUGAGUAAAUAUAAACCAUCUGAAGAAGGUCUUUUGAUGCUGCUGCCAGUCAUCAAAGUUUCUAGAAAAUCUGAUCUACAGAGAUGUAAUCUGACAAAGAAGAGCUGUUCAACACUGGCCUCAGUUCUCAGCUCAAACUCUUCAAGUCUGAGAGAGCUGAACCUGAAUUACAACAACCUGCAAGAUUCAGGACUGAAGCUACUCUCUGAUGGACUGAAGAAUCCUCAAUGUAAACUGCAGACUCUAAAGCUGUCUAACUGCAGUAUUGGAGAAGAAGGUUGUGUUGCUCUGAUUACAGCUCUGAGAUCAAAUCCCUCACAACUGAGAGAACUGGAUCUGAGCUGGAAUAAACCAAGGGACUCAGGAGGGAAGUUACUCUCUGAUCUAUUGAAGGACCCACAGUGUAAACUGGAGAAGUUAUUGCUUUGUAACUGCAGUAUUGAAGAGGAAGCUUGUACUGCUCUGGCAUCAUCUCUGAGAUCAAACCCUUCAAACCUGAGAGAACUGAAUCUGAGCCAUAAUAAACCAGGACACUCAGCAGUGGAACUGCUCUCUUAUCUACUGAGUGAUCCACGCUGUAAACUGGAGAAACUGCAGUUGUGUAACUGCAGUAUUGGAGAAGAAGGUUGUGCUGCUUUGGCUACAGCUUUGAGAUCAAACCCCUCACACCUGAGAGAACUGAAUCUGAACUAUAAUAAACCAGGAGUGUCAGGGGUGAAGCUACUCUCUGGUCUAGUGAAGGACACACACUGUAAACUGGAGAAACUACAGCUGUCUGACUGCUUUAUUACUGAGGAGUGUUUUAAAGCUCUAGUUUCAGGUUUGAGAUCAAACCCCUCACAUCUGAGAGAACUCAAUCUCAAUGGAAAUGAAAUAGGAGACACAGGGGUAAAGCUGUUUUCUGAUCUACUACAGGAUAAUCACUGUAAAUUGGAGAAACUACAGCUGAAAUUGUGCAAAUUUCAAGAAGAAGGUUGUGCUGCUCUGGCUUCAGCUCUGAGAUCAAACCCCUCACACCUGAGAGAACUGGAUAUGAGCAAUAAUAAACUAGACGAUUCAGGAAUUAAGGUGCUCUCUGAGCUAUUGAAGGAAUGGAAAUGUAAACUGGAGAAACUGCAGCUGUAUAACUGCAGUAUUGGAGAAGAAGGUUGUGCUUCAUUGGCUUCAUCUCUGAGAUCAAACCCCUCACACCUGAGAGAGCUUAAUCUGAACAACAAUAAACUGGGUGAUUCAGGAGUAAAGUUGCUUUCCGAUUUACUGAAGGAUCCAAACUGUAAACUGGAGAAACUACACAUCGUUUCCUAAAACAAUCAACUACAAAUGGCAAUCCAAACAACUGAUUUCUGUCAUAAUCAACCGGACAUGCUUACUUUUCCCUACUGGACAUUUCUAUUUAGUUAUUUAGCCAUAUGCUGUAAUGACUUACAGCAAAGUGACUUACAAAUGAGGAACCUGAAAAGAAAUUGAUCAUAAAUGUCCAAAAAUAUUUGCAGUUUACUAUGCCAAUUGAAAACAUCUAUACAAUUUAAAGAAGACAUGAAAUACAGAAGCAGAGAAAAGAGUGUUUCUGAUAGUGCCCAGGAGACUAAGCACUGAACUGGUAGGUGUGACUUGGAGACCUCUCCUCUCCAGGAAACCUUAAGGGUUCUCUUGCCACGAGGUAAGGAUCGAACCAUUCAAGUGCAAUUAUGCUUUUCUGAUGAUCGUUACCUACAGCUAUUUACACAUUUCUGAUCACCAAGAGAGCAGCAUCAAAAGAAAGGAGAGGGAUCACCACCUACAGCAGAUUAGUGGGGUGGGUGUUGAAAAGAGUUUC
Messenger RNA from Rhinichthys klamathensis goyatoka, 4134 nucleotides. RefSeq names its product NACHT, LRR and PYD domains-containing protein 3-like. Lineage: Eukaryota; Metazoa; Chordata; Actinopteri; Cypriniformes; Leuciscidae. The coding region runs from base 96 to 3623 and encodes 1175 amino acids. Gene Ontology annotation, molecular function: protein binding. The record is from RefSeq and is a predicted model, not a curated record. The transcript is spliced from 15 exons.